Messenger RNA from Paramecium pentaurelia, 2309 nucleotides. The record is from the annotation of a GenBank genome assembly. Lineage: Eukaryota; Ciliophora; Oligohymenophorea; Peniculida; Parameciidae.
AUGAAAUAGGAUAAAGAAAUGCCAUUUAAUGGUGAUUUUGAAGAUAGUGAUGCAGAUGAAGAUGAUAUUUCAUAAGAGUCUGAGAGUGAAGAAGAACAAAUAUAAAUAAAAAAGAAGAAGAAAAAAGUUGUAAAUUCUAGCAAGAAGUUAAUAAUGAAUGUUUCAGGUAUUCAAUUCAUAAUUAAAUAGAUACUUAGUAUCCUGUAGUUAAAUUUGUUGGAAAAAUGAUUUACAAAUUUAAAUUGUCUUAUGUUCCUUAUCUUGAAAACAAUAAUUGGGAUUUUUGUUGGACUGAUAAUGCUGUACUACCUGAAACACUCUCUAAAAUGCAACGUAUAGAUCUAAUUUUUAUGAUAAGCUCAUUAAAGAAUAAAUCAUUUUCCAGGUAUGUAUUCUUUGGCAAGAAAAAAUCAUCUUGGUCGUAAUCUCAAUAAAAUGCAAAAAUAAUAUCCAGAUGAAUAUGAUUUUUAUCCAAGAACUUGGAUGUUGCCAAGUGAAUAUGGUGAUUUUAAGGCUUAAUUCCAAAAGGGCAAAGCUAAAACAUUUAUUGUUAAACCAGAAGCAUCUUGUUAAGGGAAAGGUAAUCAAUUAAUUAAAUAUAUAAAAGGAAUAUUUUUAACUCGUUCUAUUGAUUAGAUUAAUCCUCAAGAACAUUAUGUUGCUUAAAGAUAUAUUCAUAAACCAUUAUUAAUAGAUGGAUUAAAAUUUGAUUUAAGAAUGUAUGUAAUGAUUUGUGGAUGUGAUCCAUUAAGAAUCUAUUUAUAUAAAGAAGGAUUAGCUCGUUUUGCUACUUAAUAAUAUUCAUCACCUCAUUCAACUAAUCUUGAUGAUGUUUGUAUGCAUUUGACUAAUUAUGCUAUAAAUAAAGACAAUCCAAAUUUUGUAUUUAAUGAAGAUGAAAAGAAGAUGGAUGUUGGACAUAAAAGAAGUAUGACUAGUGUUUUUGAUUGGUUAAGACUUUAAGUAAAUAUAAUAGCAUUUUAUAUAGAAAUAAAAUGUAGAUUAAUUAUUGAGUGAUAUCAAGGAUUUAAUUAUAAAAACAUUUUGUGCUGUUCAACCAAUAUUAUAAUAAAAUUAUACUUAAGUAGAAAAUUAUGCAAACAAUAUGUGUUUUGAAAUUCUUGGUUUUGAUAUUUUAAUUGAUAGUUCUCUUAAACCAUAUUUAUUAGAAGUCAAUCACACUCCUAGUUUUACAACUGAUACUCCUCUAGAUUCUUACAUUAAAAAAAAUCUAAUUAGAGAUGCAGUUACAUUAAUGAAUAUAAAUGUGAAAACAAAGAAUGAAAUCAUUUCAUAGAAGAAGGAUCAAAUGUAAAAAAGAGUCUUUACUGGAAAAAAGGCUAAAUUAUCAUAUGAAGAAAAAAGAGUCUUGAAAAUGUAAGCAUAGAAAGAAAGGGAUGAAUAUGAAUUAAAAAACAAAGGAGAUUUUGAAUUGAUAUAUCCGUGUGAUAAAUCAUAUGAUGAAUUCCUAUAACAUGCUUAGAAAUUAUAUGAAGACUGGACUGGAGCAAGUAUAAUAUAUUUUAAUGACUUAUUAGAUAUUAGAAGAAAUUUAAAAAGAGAUACUAUUUCUGAAUAGCCUAAACCAUAAUCUUGUACAUAGAAACCUAUACUUACAUAGAAAAGUUAAUUGUAUAAGCAUGUUUAAAGCAAAGUCAAUACUAAUUUAUAUCCUACUAAAAUUACUAAGGCUGAUUAAGAAGUCACUUAAGAAGAACCAGAGUAAACUUUGUAAUAAGUACGAGAACCUAUUUAAUCCUAACCCUAGCUUGAACCUGAUAAUUUUGUAACUUAUGAAGAUUAUCAAUAAUCAGAAUCAUUAAAAGACUUAUAUAAUUUUGCUGAAAAGAGAAUCCCAGAAAUAUAGCUUAUUGACUUAAUUUAAUUUAGAAGAGCAGAAAGCAAAUAAGAUAAUUCUAGUUUCUAGAUUAUUUAAAUGAGUCAAUAAAAUUCCUUAUCUAAUUUAUCUCCAUUAAUGUAAAUAAAAUCAAUUUAAGAUUAAAAAAAUGAAAAGAAAUUUUCAAUUAGAAAAAAAAAUAAAUAAUCUAAAUAGAUUGAUUAAGAAUAAGUAAAAAAUAAUAUAAUUUUAAUUAUAGUUAUACUUUCAACAAUAAUCACAUUAUUAACCACCAAUCUAAUAGCAUUCAAUUUCUUAUCAAUAAUAAGUAUAGAUGCAAAAUGGUUCAUUUGUAAAACCAAAAGUUUUUAGUAUAAAAUUGUAGCAUCCUCCAAAGGGAUAUAAAUUGUAAUCACUUCCUAUUUUAAUGUAAUAAAAUUAUACAAAAUAACGGUAAGAGUAAGGAGUAUGA